AUGCAAGUUUUAUCUGAUCUACAAUAUCUCCAAGACAAGUUUUCGCAAUAAUCUUCAUAGAUUAGAUAGCUAUUCACAGAAAUCUAACUAGCCUAAUAGGCUUUGUAGUCAUUAAAAAAACCUAUCGGGUAGAUGAGAUAGAGCAAGUCGACUAUUAUUUUGCAUUCCACUUAUUAGGAUUCAAAUCAGAGUCCAAACAAGAUCUCAAGGAAUGCUUCUCUAAAAUCGGAAGAUUUCAUUGAAUAAUGUCUAAAAAGAAUUGAAUAGGCCAAUAAAAAUAGCAACACAAAUGCGCCAUCCCCUCAACAACCAAAACAGGCUAACAGAAUUAAGGGUAGAUUAGAAAAACACAUCCCAGAAAUGAAGACAUAAGACGAAUAAAUUCCAUUGCCUACAACCAGUUUGCAGUCUAUUUUCUAAGCAAGCAAUAGUCCUCAACAAAAACUGUCUAAACUAAUGCAACUCGAUGACUUUAAGACUACAUCAAAUUAAUAAAAAUAAGAAUAUUUUGAUAUCCAUGAAGAAGGAUAAUUAUAAAAUUGA
Molecule: messenger RNA, 543 nt
Organism: Paramecium tetraurelia
Lineage: Eukaryota; Ciliophora; Oligohymenophorea; Peniculida; Parameciidae
Exons: 1
Source: RefSeq, a predicted model, not a curated record